Morchella importuna is the source of this 294-nucleotide messenger RNA. RefSeq lists its product as uncharacterized. Gene Ontology annotation, cellular component: cytoplasm. The transcript has 3 exons. NCBI's taxonomy places the organism in Eukaryota, Fungi, Ascomycota, Pezizomycetes, Pezizales, Morchellaceae. Bases 1 to 294 code for a protein of 97 amino acids. The record is from RefSeq and is a predicted model, not a curated record.
AUGGACUCCGCCACCGAAGGAAAGAACCCCGGUAACGUUAUCGGAGGACACAAGGCCAACCUCCAUAACCCAAACACCUCUCAAAAGUCCAAGGAUCAUUCUAGAGAUAUUCUCGAAGAUAUCGGCAGUUCUACCAAGAGCUCCGGCGGCCGUAGCAUGGCCCACGGCGAUAAUGAGGGCAAGAAUCCAGAUAAUGUUGCUAGAGGAUAUAAGGCUGCCAUGAGCAAUCCGAACGUAUCUAGCGAGGCAAAAGAGCGUGCUGGACACAAGUUGGAGGAGAUGGGUGCAGACUAA